GGCACACAAUGCAUUAUAAAUGCGUCAAAGAGAUGGAGAAACAUUGCCGGUACUCAUGCCCCAUCUGCUCAAAGUCCAUUGGUGAUAUGACACGUCACUGGGAAAAGCUUGAUCAAGUGGUUGCCUCAACUCCAAUGCCUGAAACAUACCAAAAUAAGAUGGUGUGGAUUCUCUGCAAUGAUUGUGGAGCAAACUCACUUGUCCAAUUCCAUAUUGUGGGACAUAAAUGCCUAAGCUGCAAAUCCUACAAUACUAGACAGAUACAAGGAGAUCCAACUGCUUCAUGUGCAUCAAGCGUGACUGAGAUAGUGAGAUGACAUGCUGGUUGAUGAAGACUCUUAGAUUAAAUUAAUGAUAGUUUUUCACUCCUAGGUAGCACUAGCACUGCCAAGAUCACAGUCUGUUUAUCCAGCUGGCUUUUCUCCAUGGUACUCAAAUUCUUAUUGUGAGAGCUCAAGAGCAGGGAGAAACAACUCUUCUUCAGCAUUGUUACUCCAUUAUUUUAGUCAAUUAUUAUAGUCUUGUUAAUGUGUUGAUAGGGGGUAAACUGCAAAGCAUGUUCUGAAACGUUGGAUGAAGCCAAGCUUUGGUGUUGUAUACGCAAUUUUAUCAUGAAUGUCAUUCUUUCCUUCUUUCAUUCUUUAAAAUCCGUGUUCAAUGAGAAUUAUUUCAGCUUUUCAUUUUGGAA
Messenger RNA from Quercus lobata, 688 nucleotides. RefSeq names its product E3 ubiquitin-protein ligase RZFP34-like. The coding region runs from base 9 to 317 and encodes 102 amino acids. Gene Ontology annotation, cellular component: nucleus. Gene Ontology annotation, molecular function: ubiquitin protein ligase activity. The record is from RefSeq and is a predicted model, not a curated record. Gene Ontology annotation, biological process: ubiquitin-dependent protein catabolic process; protein ubiquitination. The transcript is spliced from 4 exons. NCBI's taxonomy places the organism in Eukaryota, Viridiplantae, Streptophyta, Magnoliopsida, Fagales, Fagaceae.